Colletotrichum acutatum is the source of this 2598-nucleotide messenger RNA. Its product is annotated as ATP-NAD kinase-like domain-containing protein. NCBI's taxonomy places the organism in Eukaryota, Fungi, Ascomycota, Sordariomycetes, Glomerellales, Glomerellaceae. The transcript has 5 exons. Gene Ontology annotation, molecular function: NAD+ kinase activity. The coding region runs from base 1 to 2598 and encodes 865 amino acids. Gene Ontology annotation, biological process: NADP+ biosynthetic process; NAD+ metabolic process. The record is from RefSeq and is a predicted model, not a curated record.
AUGGCCAGGGCGAAGAGAAGAACAAGACCACCUGAAGACGGAGUAGGGAUACCUCGUGAAGAAAAGUCAAGUGGAUCAUCCUCAGCCCAGAGCAAAAGACGUUCUGAACACUUGUACGAGUUUGCGGUAAACUCGUCCAGUACGGAUACACGUUCCAUCACACAAGCAAAGGUCGUUCAAUCGCGGCCUAACACAAGGAUCUACACGGCAACAACGCCCAUCAUCAGUUGUGUCUGCUAUUACCGCUUGGUGUUCGAACUUCGCUCGGCCUUAGCGGAGAACAGGUCCCUGCCACCACCCGACCCCCUGCCCGCUUCCACGGUUCGCCUACCAAGUCAGGAGUACCUACCUUACGGUACCCGUGCCUUGCACCACAUUACCUCACAGAGAAAGCCGUCCAUCGCUUACUUUCCGGCCACUCGCCCACCUCAACUCAACUCACCUUGGAUCGGUUCGCGCGGUACAGAGUACUUCGCUCCUCCAUCCAUCACACCCAUCCCCGAUCCUCAUCCACAUCUCCCUCACUUUCCACACCCCGUCGGCGGAGAUACGGCAGUGCCACUAUUCUUAACCAUGUCGGGCUUCGUCUCCUCGCCCACCGCCCUGCACCCCGCCCUCAGUAAUCCGAAUCCGCUUCCGCCGCCAGCGCCAUUGUCACUGCAACAGCACCAGCCGUCCGCGUUGCCGUCCUCGUCGCCCUCUUCCGACCCCCAUGGAGUUAAAACCUCGCUUUCCGACCGCCCCAAAAGCUCCAGUGCCAGUGUCAGCACCACCACCGUCCACGACCGACCUCUCUCUUCUUCCGCCUCCACCUCCAACUCUGUCUCCCAUCUUCACUCGCACUCACACUCACUGUCACUGCAUCGCAAUGCUGGUCCGGUAGCAGAGGAGGAACCCUAUGCUUGCGCCGAAGCCGGAUUUCCUGCUACAGCUGCUGCAACACAAAACCCCUCGUCCUCGAUAAGAAGAAGCUCCCUAUCAAUAACCUCUACCGCCGCCUAUCCCGAGCUGCUCCCGCCUCCUCUGUCCAAGUCCACCAACGCCAACGCCAGCGCUGCCGCCCAUCCUUCCAAGGGCCAUCGCCGCGCACCUUCCCACGAAGUUCCCCGCCAAACUAUUAUGAAAGCCUUGGCUUCGGUUGUUCGCAGAAAUAAACCCGAAGCCCUCUCACUUACCGGCAUGUUGUCCCAACAAGGCGGUUGCGACAACCGCCCCGCCACUGCUUCGUCCCAGAAGCUGGCCGACGCCUUGAACGAGCUGGCCAACCGGAGCAUGACCCCCACCACGGCCCUGCCCUCCUUGCAGUCCCCUUGCUUCUAUCACAACCGAUUCGAUGAUGCCGUCAACAUCGAUAAGGUUCUCGAGGAGAUCAAGAAUGACGACUGCAUGUCCCACUCUAGGCUCGUACAGACAGCCACCGGCGUACGCGAGGUCUCCAAGCAGUUGCAACGUCGCCCCAUCAAGCGCGCUGUUCGCAAUGUCAUGAUUGUCACCAAAGCUCGCGAUAACCAGCUCGUCUACUUAACCCGCGAGCUCGCUACCUGGUUGCUUCGCACUCCGAGGUAUGGUGCCAAUGUUGGCGUCAACGUUUAUGUGGACGCCAAGCUCCGCAACUCUCGACGCUUCGAUGCCAGUGGCAUUGUCGCAGAGAACUCUGCGUACCAGGAUAUGCUCAAGUACUGGACACCUGAUCUGUGCUGGAGCCAACCUGAGAAGUUCGACCUAGUUCUCACCCUCGGCGGUGACGGAACCGUUCUCUUCACUUCAUGGCUAUUCCAGCGCAUCGUGCCCCCCGUCCUGUCCUUCAGCCUGGGCAGUCUCGGCUUCCUGACGAGCUUCGAGUUCGAAAAGUAUACGCAGCACCUGGACCGGAUCAUGGGUGACGAGGGCAUGCGUGUCAACUUGCGCAUGCGCUUCACCUGCACCGUCUACCGUGACGGCACUCUUGGCCAGGAGGCGGAGGAAGGAGAGCAGUUCGAGGUUCUGAACGAACUUGUCAUCGACCGCGGCCCGUCCCCGUAUGUUUCGAACUUGGAACUUUACGGCGAUGACGAGCUCCUCACUGUGGUGCAGGCCGAUGGCUGUAUUUUCUCAACUCCGACCGGUUCAACUGCUUAUUCUCUUUCGGCCGGAGGUUCCUUGGUACACCCCGACAUCCCGGCUAUUCUUCUGACACCCAUCUGCCCGCAUACGCUCUCAUUCCGCCCGAUGGUUCUCUCUGACACGAUGCUCCUCCGCGUGUCGGUGCCGCGUAAUUCCCGCGCUACGGCGUACUGCGCCUUUGAUGGCAAGGGUCGUGUCGAGCUGAAGCAAGGAGACUACGUUACCAUCACUGCCUCACAAUAUCCAUUCCCCACAGUUGUCCGAACUCAGACGGAGUGGUUCGACAGUGUUUCCCGCACUCUUCGCUGGAACACGCGCGCCGCAACGCAGAAGGGCUUCGACCCCUCUGCUGGCGGCAGCCUCUGCCCGUCUGAGGACGGUAAGGAUGAUGAUCCGGAGUGGGACAUUGACACCGACUCGGCCUGCUACGCUAGCGAGGACGGGAGCAUCAGCGCGAGUCCCUUGAGAAGGCAGAUGAGUCUGCUGGGCAUGUGA